Myotis myotis is the source of this 1346-nucleotide messenger RNA. It is a transcript of the gene DDAH2, whose product is annotated as dimethylarginine dimethylaminohydrolase 2. Gene Ontology annotation, molecular function: amino acid binding; dimethylargininase activity. Lineage: Eukaryota; Metazoa; Chordata; Mammalia; Chiroptera; Vespertilionidae. Bases 31 to 1197 code for a protein of 388 amino acids. The record is from RefSeq and is a predicted model, not a curated record. Gene Ontology annotation, biological process: arginine metabolic process; positive regulation of nitric oxide biosynthetic process. The transcript is spliced from 4 exons.
GCUGCCGGAGGGGGCGACUGUGUGGAUGGGAUGGGGACGCCGGGGGAGGGGCUGGGCCGCUGCUCCCACGCCCUGAUCCGCGGGGUCCCGGAGAGCCUGGCGUCCGGGGAGGGUGCGGGGGCUGGCCUCCCUGCCCUGGACCUGGCUAAAGCACAGAGGGAGCACGGGGUGCUGGGGGGUAAGUUGAGGCAGCGAUUGGGGCUUCAGCUGCUAGAACUGCCUCCUGAAGAGUCGCUGCCGCUGGGACCGCUGCUCGGCGACACCGCCGUGAUCCAGGGGGACACGGCCCUGAUCACGCGGCCCUGGAGUCCUGCCCGCAGGCCAGAGGUGACGCCAGGGGGCGCGGGGGGACAUCCGAGGCUUCAGGGAAGAAGUGGGGUGCGAAUGUCCCGGGCCCGCUCCUCUCGCCCUAAGGUGGAUGGAGUCCGCAAAGCCCUCCAGGACCUGGGGCUCCGGAUUGUGGAGAUGGCGGACGAGAACGCAACGCUGGAUGGCACUGAUGUCCUCUUCACGGGCCGGGAGUUUUUCGUGGGCCUCUCCAAGUGGACCAACCACCGAGGAGCCGAGAUCGUGGCCGACACGUUCCGGGACUUCGCCGUCUCCACAGUGCCGGUCUCCAGCCCCUGCCACCUGCGCAGCUUCUGCGGCAUGGGGGGUCCCCGCACGGUGGUGGCGGGCAGCAGCGACGCAGCCCAGAAGGCUGUCCGGGCCAUGGCGGUGCUGACGGACCACCCCUACGCCUCCCUGACCCUCCCAGAUGAUGCAGCCGCUGACUGUCUCUUUCUGCGUCCUGGGUUGCCUGGUGUGCUCCCUUUCCUCCUGCACCGUGGAGGGGGGGACCUGCCCAACAGCCAGGAGGUGAGGGGGGGAGGGCAGAAGCUCCACCAACCACCACCAGAGAAAAGCAUCUCAGGCCUUCCUAGGAGGAGGGAGGGAGUCCUUACCUGGAAGCCUGAGUGGGACCGUUCUGAUCUGGCUGCAAGGGGUGUGUGGUUGUCUCACUCCCAUCUCCCCAUCCCAUGUCCUCCCUGCAGGCACUGCAGAAGCUCUCUGAUGUCACCCUGGUCCCUGUGUCCUGCUCGGAACUGGAGAAGGCAGGUGCUGGGCUCAGCUCCCUCUGCCUGGUACUCAGCACACGCCCCCACAGUUGAGGGCCUGGCCUUGGGGUCUUGGCUGGUCAGGGAUAGGGCAGUAUAGGGAGUAGAAGGGGAAGGAGGAUUAGACAAAGGAUGGUGAAUAGUGGGAACAGGGUCCCUAGGUAGGGGGAGGGCAUAGUGUGGGAAAAAAGAGAGAGAUCAUUGGGUGAGUCUUCUCUCCCAGAACUAAUAAAAUAGAACUGACCUUUC